Messenger RNA from Gasterosteus aculeatus aculeatus (three-spined stickleback), 2224 nucleotides. The record is from RefSeq and is a predicted model, not a curated record. Lineage: Eukaryota; Metazoa; Chordata; Actinopteri; Perciformes; Gasterosteidae.
CCUCCACCGUCUCUCCCUUAAUCCCAUUUGCCAUUGUACAUGCCCAAUCGCCUAUACUUUCCGCAUUUAACUUGGAUGACACUUUUAUUUCAUCAUUAGCAACAGCCUGACUGACACGGUGGACACAGUUUGCGUUUUGACGAAAGAGCCCGGAAUGACACAUCUUCAUGCUUAUGCAUCUUUCAUUUACUUUUUUUUUUUUUUUUUUUUGUUAGCGCUCAAACCUUUUAUUUGAUUACUUCUUCAGUCUAGAAGGACGCGUGUUUUGACGCGCUCUGCGGGUGUUAAAUCAACGAGAAGAGUAAAAGAGGAACUGGGAAGCCAGUACACCGACUGCGUGUAAGUGAGCCUUGCCUUUUCUUUUUUCUUCUCUCUUUUAAUUCCUGCUUCCGUGGUCCUUCUGCGUUCAGACCGCAAACACAGCGAUGCCAGAGACAACGCAAGAGACGUGCGCUUCGGCCAAGGACUCUCCUUUCUUCAUCAAGAACCUGCUGAACUGCGAUAGCAAACCGUCCAAACCGAAGCCCGUUCUGGCCGCAACCAAGGCGGCUUUGGAGGGAGGAUUUUCAUUUUCCCAGGUGGGGGAAUUCAGCUUUCCGCGCUUCGACCUGCCCGCGCAGAGAUUCAGUCUACCGGCUCACUACCUGGAGCGCACCUCGGCGUGGUGGUACCCCUACGCCCUGAGCUCAUCCUCCCACCUCCACAGAACCGAAGUUAUUGAAAAACUAGCAGCCAGGGACUCCUCUCCAACUUCGGGCACGGACAGAGACUCGCCGGACCUGGUUCUCAAAUCCGAGCCCGACGUCAAAGAUGACGACGACGAAGAUGAACACAACAACAAAAGUGGCGACGAGAUCAUCCUGGAGGAGAGCGACACGGAGGAAGCCAAAAAGGACGACCUGGAGGAAUGGAAGAAGAGGGACGACGACAAGAAGCCGUGCCGCAAGAAGAAGACGCGCACCGUGUUCUCCCGCAGCCAGGUGUUCCAGCUGGAGUCCACCUUCGACAUGAAGCGCUACCUGAGCAGCUCGGAGCGAGCCGGCCUGGCCGCGUCCCUCCACCUGACCGAGACUCAGGUGAAGAUCUGGUUCCAGAACCGGAGGAACAAGUGGAAGAGGCAGCUGGCCGCGGAGCUGGAGGCGGCCAACCUGAGCCACGCCGCGGCUCAGAGGAUAGUCCGGGUGCCCAUCCUCUACCACGAGAACUCGGUCUCGGAGAGCGGAGGCGCCGGUGCCAACGUGCCCGUGAGCCAGCCGCUGCUCACCUUCCCGCAUCCCGGCGUCUACUACUCGCAUCCCAUCGUCACGUCCGUGCCGAUGCUCAGACCAGUUUGAAAAAGAAGAAAAAAAAGCUGAGUCUUGCGGCACAACUUGGUGUAGAUUUUCAAAGUCAUCCAAAAAGUAAAAAGAUUAAAAAAAAAAGACUUCAUAUUUUUGUACAAAUGACUGAAUGAAGGAAAAGAAAAACAGAGACACGCGGACGGGCCUACGUGGACCUUUUUUUGGCAGAUACAUUGUGUCAUUUUUCCAAAAGUUGGCCGUUUACACGUGAUCCGACAACUCAAAUCCCAUGUUUUAUGUUAUUAUCACUGUUAAAAUGAUCUCAGACAUAUGUAUUUAUCACCUCAGGAGUCCAUCUGGUUUACAUGUGUGUAUUUCUUACAGCACGACUCUUUCUGGACGGGCCAACUCCGCGACAUUUCUUUUUUAAACUUGUUUACAAAAAUUGGCGAAGCUGAACGCGCGGGCAUAUUUGCCGUCACAGAACGCGUUACACGACGACGUGCAAUCCGCUAAAGGUGUGCCGUGAAUUAAUGCAUCCAAACGGAAAACUUGGUUUGACAUCGGUAGAAUAUUGGUGUGGUUUUGCUGUAAUUUCCUUUUUUUUAUUUUCUAAGCGCUUGACGGGGGACAAUCAAAACACUAUCAACUGUAAAUUACCAUGUGGCUUUAUGUUGAGUUUUAGUGAGUCCCAUGUUUUCUCUGAAUGGACACAAGCACAAGUGUGAGCUGCCAAUGUCGCUUAAACUACUGUGUGCUUUUGAACAGGAGCAGCAACAAAAAAAAAAGUCGACUACACUAGUGUAAAAAAUAUGUAAAUGUAUAUAUUUAAUGAGGAACUGGGAGAGAGCUGCCAAUUCUCAUUUGUACAGUAAAAAAAAAACAUUUUGAUAUUGUAUUGCUGAACCAUGUUGUGAAAUAAAUGGAGAAUUCCUUACAUUUUA